AUGGCGCACGCCGUCGCGCCCCAUCUCCACCACCACCAGGACCACCUACCACUGCCGCUGCUACGAACGCGCAAGCUGGCCUGCUCGAAGGAGCCCGAUGGCUGCUCUCGGUGCCGCAAAGAAGGCAUCCUCUGCGUCUAUUCGGCGCAGAAGCCCAUGGGCAGACCACGGAAGCGCCGCCAUAUGGAGGAUGCCGAAGAGCAGCCAUUGACGACCCAGCCAGAGAUGGCCAGCCUGCAAGACUCGUUGAGACCAUCAUCACAUGUUCAGCCUGAUUCGCUACCGGUAAGCAGCGACCUGGACUUGGACUUUGCGUCCUUCUACCAUGGCGACAAUGACUACCUCGUCAACACGGACAUGUCGACGAUGGACUUUUUCGCUCCCGUCGGCGGCAUCCCCUCCAUGGCUCCCGACUUUGCUAGCUUUGCCAUGCCGUACUCGGAACCUCAACUGGCCGCCAGCGGCUUGCAGUUCGGCGGCGUUGACCUGUUAGGUGGCAUCAACUUCGAUGACAAGGACCCGGCUAACAAACAGGUGUCCGAAGAUAUCACUACUGACAUGAACUACAUCUACUCCAAAGCGCCUGUACGGUUCGCCAAAGAUCAACCCGCACCGGCGCAUGACCUUGCGUCGGCACCCCAAGCAGCAACGUCCCAUCAAGUGUCAUUUCCCUACUCCUCUCAACACCAGAACCAGACGCCGAACCCGGAGUCGUCCGAUGCUUCGACUUCAUCAGCUACAACACCGGCCUCCUCGCCCAACUCCGACGUCAGCCCCAAGCCUGCCCACAAAUCCAUACCCCACAUCAACUGCGCCUGUCUUUCCCAGAUCUAUCUCUCGCUUGACUCGCUGUCGAGACUCCCCGAUGACAUUGGCGCAGCGAUGCGCGCUGCCCGCAACGCCGCCAAGACGGCUCACAAUCUCAUCACAUGCCCGACGUGCAGCACCCCAUACAUCGACGACCCGUCUAGGCAGGCGCCGAUGCAGGCCUUUCAGAACACCAUGCUCCUCGGCAUGCUGAUUCCGACCGUCGUCAAUGCCUACGUGCGCAUCCUCGAGCUCGUCGACGAGGUCACCGCCGAGGCCAAGGCGAAGGGCCAGACGCUGCUCUUCCGCUUCGUCGAGUACGGCGGCCUCUGGGGCGAGCUCGAGGCGAUUGACAAGUUCACGUGCCGCACGGUCGAGACGUACGACAACAAGGAAAUGGAGCCGGACAAGUGGCGCAUGACGAUUCGGGCGGUGCUCAAGAUUGACAUUUACGGCUUUGACGUCGACUGCUCGUCCGUGCUCGACGGGUCGCGCGUCACGCACCGCCACCUUGGGCUCAAGGACGUCAUUGGCCUCAUGGAGGAGAGGUCGAACCACCGGCACGAUCAGAUCGAUGCCAUGGUCGCCGCGGGCCUGCCGCACCCGAUGCAGGGGAACCCGCUGCUGCCGAACAAUCACCGGCCGACGGGCAGCAAGGACGAUCGCAACUGUCUGAAGAUUGUGGAGAUGGCGAGGACGGCCUUGGACAAUCUGGUGAUUGCGUAA
Messenger RNA from Verticillium dahliae VdLs.17, 1533 nucleotides. RefSeq lists its product as uncharacterized. The coding region runs from base 1 to 1533 and encodes 510 amino acids. Gene Ontology annotation, molecular function: DNA-binding transcription factor activity, RNA polymerase II-specific; zinc ion binding. The transcript is spliced from 2 exons. NCBI's taxonomy places the organism in Eukaryota, Fungi, Ascomycota, Sordariomycetes, Glomerellales, Plectosphaerellaceae. The record is from RefSeq and is a predicted model, not a curated record. Gene Ontology annotation, biological process: regulation of DNA-templated transcription.